This is a messenger RNA of Mercurialis annua (annual mercury), 390 nucleotides long. RefSeq lists its product as uncharacterized. The coding region runs from base 1 to 390 and encodes 129 amino acids. Gene Ontology annotation, molecular function: nucleic acid binding; RNA-DNA hybrid ribonuclease activity. NCBI's taxonomy places the organism in Eukaryota, Viridiplantae, Streptophyta, Magnoliopsida, Malpighiales, Euphorbiaceae. The transcript has 2 exons. The record is from RefSeq and is a predicted model, not a curated record.
AUGGAGCAGCGGAGAGUUCAGGUUCAGCUGAUCCCAUCGGCUUUGUGGCGACCACCGGAGGAAGGAAAAUUCAAGGUGAAUACAGAUGCGGCGAUAGAUUUAAAUAAUAAGAUGGCAGUUGCGAGCAUGGUUAUCAGGGAUCAUGCGGGCAUGGUGCACAAGUUGGGUACCAAAAUGUUCUCAGGGAUAGCAUGCAUGGAGAUGGCUGAGCAUCUGGCUAUUUGGAGUGGACUCGGCAUUUGCAGCAGUGUGAUAGAUCAUCGUCAGUUGAUUGCAGAAGACAUUGUGGCUUUGGGAAACAAGGUAGAUGAAAUCAUGUUUUCUCAUGUUAGACGAGACGGUAAUCGAUUAGUGCAUUCUUUAGCUAAUGGGGUUUGCAAAAUAGAAUAG